GGUUGUCAAUUUACGUAAAGGGAGUCCAAGCGAAUUGAAAAAUCCCAGUUUGCAGCUGCGCGAAUCAGAAAACGCGUCAAGAUUCCGGUGGACUCAGCACUCCAAUCAACACUCCAAUUACCACACAGACAGAGAGAGAGAGAGAGAGAGAGAGAGAGAGAGAAUGGCAUGGCAAUCUCUCUCAUCCCCCCAGCAAUCUUCCUAACCCUCGUCACCACCCUCCUCUUCUUCCUCCUCCUCAGACCACCUUCCCCAAAUUACCCCUCCACAACCCCCUUACCCCCCCACAGGUCCCUCCUCAACACCUCCUCCCCACCUCCCCUCUCCUGCUCCUCCAUCCACCAAAUCCCACCCCCCCAACGCUGCUCCUUCUCUCUCCUCCAUUGCACCACCAACACCCAACUCAUCAACUACUUCUCUCUCCACUUCUGCCUGCUCCACCGAACCCCUUCUCUCUCCGUCCCCUCCCUUUUUCUCAUCGUCCUUCUCCAGUUCUACCUCCUCGUCCGGACGGCCCAGGACCACUUCUCCCUUACAGUCACUAAGAUAUCGACCCACCUCAAUCUGACGCCCAGUAUCGGCGCCGUGACCCUCCUGGCCCUCGGGAACGGUGCCCCGGACGUGUUCGCGUCCGUCGCGGCCAUCCGGGGUGGCAGCCCCAGGACCGGGUUUGGAGCCAUCCUGUCGGCCGGGACGUUCGUCUCCGCCCUCGUGGUCGGGUUUGUGGCGAUCCACGCGGCGCCGUUUGCCGUGGACCCGGCGCCGUUCAUCCGGGACGUGCUGUUCUACCUGGCUGCUGCUUUGUUCUUGUUCUGUGUGUACUUGAGUGGGGAGAUCUUUUUGUGGCAGGCUGUUGGGUUUGUUGGGUUUUAUGUGUUCUUUGUGGGGAUUGUGUUUUGGAUGGAUUUGGGGAUGGGUGGUGGGGGGAGGAAAAGGAGAGGUGAGAUUGAGAGUGUUGAGGUUCACAAGGGUGUGAUAAUGGGACAGGAUUGUGAGAAAAAUGGAGAGGAGUUGGAGAAAGUAGAGGGGGGAGAGAAGCAGGGUUCUCGUUUUCGACAAGUUUUUUGGCAGAUCUCAAAAGUGUGGGAGUUUCCCGUCUCAGUUCUUCUAAAACUCACUAUUCCUCAGACUUCACCUUCCGAGUGGAACAGAUUCUAUCGAUCCGCCAAUAUUGCUCUAUGUCCGCUUGCCCUUCUCUUUUCUUGUAACUCAUUCAUGCCAGUAAAUCAUCCUGUCAUUUUCCUCCUUCCAAAUGCCCAUUUGCCUCUUUGGCUAGUAGUUCUCUUCGCAUGCUCCUCUCUUGCACUUCUUCACUUCAUACUCGAAAAAGAGCCCCCCAAAACUGAAGAAAUCUAUGUUGUACUUGUAUCAUUUGUGAUGAGUGUGUUUUGGAUCUCCACUGUAGCCGGAGAACUCCUCAACUGCCUGGCAGCUCUUGGAGCACUCCUUAAGUUGCCUCCUGCACUACUUGGGCUGACAGUGCUUGCAUGGGGAAACUCGGUAGGUGAUCUUGUUGCUGAUGUGGCAGUUGCUAAAGCAGGCCAGCCAGCAAUGGCCAUGGCUGGUUGCUUUGCUGGGCCCAUGUUUAACAUGCUUUUUGGGCUUGGUACAGCUUUGGUAAUACAGACUGCCGAUAUUUAUCCAAAGGCCUAUGAGUUGCAUUUCCACAAUGGUCUGGUAUGAUGGUUAUGUUACCUUGUGGGCAUUUUACUUGUUUCUGCAUGUAGUACUAGUAAUUAAGGGUGAAAUAUAUGGUGCGGCUUUGGACCAAACUGACCUCUGGACCAAGAGUUCCAAAGUGCCCUGCUCAAAAUCGACACCAACCCGUCCGACAAAGAUUUUGGUCAGUCAGCAUUGACGGUCGUGGCAGCUUUAUUUGGUUCAACAAAAUACCUAAACGGCAAAUGGAAGAUGGACUUUGAGAGACUGAUUGUGAUCAAGAUGAGUUUCCUAAGUCCUGUGUCUCACAUCUCAGAGAAUCAGAGAUUGAUCAAUGUGGGCAUCGAUCUGGGUUCGAGCAUUCUACAUCUAACUGAGCAAAACGUGACUGAUUCCAGUUUUAUUGAUAACCUCAAACGGGAUAUUAGCUUAGUCGGGUGACUCGGGUUGCUAUACAUUGCGGGCUAUUUAGUUGAAUAGCUAGCCAAUCUAUUGCUAUACAUUGCGGGCUGUAGUUCACUACAGUAUUUAGUUGAAUAGCUAGCCAAUCUACUACUCGUAAAUCAAGAAAGAAGAAAUGCUAGUAAGGAGCAUCAUGUUGUUGGACUCUUCGAAGUCGAAAAUUCGCGUCGUACUCAUUGGUCAUUUUCCUGCAAUCUUGGUCUCCGUGCUUGUUCCGAGACACUUAUCGUGACAGAAGGCUCUGGUCGUCUGGUGUGCCUCAAAGGAAAGGCACCAUUCGCAUUCAAAGUCAUACACCUUGAAAACCUUAUGUUGCAUUUUUGUAAACUUAUUUUUCUUUUU
Rhododendron vialii is the source of this 2463-nucleotide messenger RNA. Its product is annotated as cation/calcium exchanger 5. Gene Ontology annotation, molecular function: monoatomic cation transmembrane transporter activity. Gene Ontology annotation, cellular component: membrane. The record is from RefSeq and is a predicted model, not a curated record. Bases 169 to 1683 code for a protein of 504 amino acids. Gene Ontology annotation, biological process: transmembrane transport; monoatomic cation transport. The transcript is spliced from 3 exons. NCBI's taxonomy places the organism in Eukaryota, Viridiplantae, Streptophyta, Magnoliopsida, Ericales, Ericaceae.